Molecule: messenger RNA, 1355 nt
Organism: Habropoda laboriosa
Lineage: Eukaryota; Metazoa; Arthropoda; Insecta; Hymenoptera; Apidae
Gene: La
Product: la protein homolog
Exons: 7
Coding region: 119-1339 (406 amino acids)
Biological process (GO): RNA processing; positive regulation of translation
Cellular component (GO): cytoplasmic stress granule; ribonucleoprotein complex; nucleus
Molecular function (GO): RNA binding
Source: RefSeq, a predicted model, not a curated record
GUGUGCGUCAUGCUGUUUUGAGUGCAAUUUUCAUAACGAACCGAAUCCUUUUUACGUUAUAAAAAGUUUUUAAAAUACAUAUUUUACGGAAACACGUGUCAAGUAAAAAGCACUAAAAAUGGAGAAUGGUCAAGAAGAGAUUAAAGUUGAACCUGUAACAAAUGACGCUGCUAUCGAUGAGGUUAAAAAUGAGAAGCCGGUUUGUAAGGUCGAAGAAAGUGCCGCCAAAGAAACAUCUAAAGAACCAUCUAGUGAACUGUUGGAAAAAAUAAAAAAUCAAGUCGAGUUUUAUUUUGGAGAUGUGAACAUGCAAAGGGAUAAAUUCCUUAUUGAACAAACCAAGUUGGACAAUGGAUGGGUUCCAAUGUCUGUUAUGUUAAAUUUCAAAAUGUUGACUUCUAUAAGUAAAGAUAUUGAUGUUAUAUUAAAGGCCAUAGAAUCCAGUGAAUUUAUGGAAAUAUCUGAAGACAAGAAAAAAAUUCGUCGUUCUCCAAAUCAUCCUUUGCCAGUGUAUAAUGAAGAAUAUAGAAAGGCACAGGAAGCUAGAACAGCUUAUAUAAAGGGAUUCCCUUUAAAGGACAUUAACAUUGAGAAACUCAAAGCAUUUUUCAGUGCAUAUGAGCCAUUUGAAAAUAUCAUUAUGAGGAAGUAUCAGGAUAAAGACAAAAAGCUGCAGUUCAAAGGGUCUAUAUUUGUACAGUUUAAAACUCUUGAGGAUGCAAAAGCUUUUAUGGCUAGGGAAUCUGUAAAAUAUGGAGACACUGAACUGAUAAAGAAGUGGUCAGCUGACUACAGUUUGGAGAAGGCAAAGGAAAAAGAAGACAGAAGGCAAAAGAGAUCAGAAAUGAAAGCAAAGAAGAGUGAAUCUGCAAAAGAGAAAAACGAUGAGAGCGGUGAAGAUGAUGAAAGUGAAAAGGAUUCUUCAUUACCUAAAGGUUGCGUGAUCCACUUUACUGAUGCACCUGAGAAAUGUACAAGGGAAGAUAUCAAAGAGCGUUUAGGAGAAUUAGAUGCCAGUAUUGCAUUUGUUGAUUUCAAAAUAGGCGAUAAGGAAGGAUGGAUUCGUUUGCAGGGAGAAAAUUCUGCAAAAGCAGUGGUUGAUAAAAUGAAAGAUAGCAAAGUAUUAAUUUGCGAUAAAGAAGUUACUUGUCGUAUCCUUGAAGGUGAAGAAGAAGAGAAAUAUCUCGCGAAAGCGAAAGAAGAAAUGACAAAUGUUAGGCAAAAGUAUACUAAAGGAAAGAAAGGGAAGAAAGGCCGUAAUGCACAACGUGGCCAAAGGAAAAGACGUAACAGCGAAAGCAACGAUUCGGUGUCUGCUAAAAAACCGACUGUCGACUAACUUAGUAUUGUUAUUU